UCUAUGUGUUGUGCUGUGCAUCCAAUAUAUACUUAUAGAAACACUUAUAGUGUAAAUAUUUUGUACAAUAUUUUUGGUUUUAAACUCAUUUUUUCCUCUCAAAUGUCUCAACAAAUUCGUGUCGUAAAGACCUCGCGGGGCGACUGUCCGCAAAUCGUUCGCUCACUACUGGAACAGACAUCGCGAGACAGUACAGACAAAGUCUUCAGUGUUGGUCUGUCGGGCGGUAGUGUUGUUGAUGUACUCAUCGAAGCACUUCCGUCGGCCGACACCGACUGGUCAAAGUGGCGAUUCCUAUUGUGCGACGAACGACUUGUUGCCGAAGAUAAUCCCGACAAUACUUACGGCCAGUACGCACGUCGACUGGCGCCACAACUGGUGAAAGUCGAGCGGCGACAAUGGCUUUCCGUCGACACUGCUCUCGACCCGCAACAGGCGGCCGAUGACUAUGAACGUCGUGUUCGGCAAGAAUUGUGCGGCGCUGACAGUGCCGACCAGUGGCCGAGUGUCGACGUACUGGUUCUCGGAAUGGGCGAAGAUGGACACACCUGUUCACUGUUUCCCAGUCAUCCACUUCUCGAGGAAAAGAAGCGAUGGAUUGCCGCCAUUACCGACUCGCCUAAACCGCCGCCGUCUCGCGUAACGAUGACUCUACCGGCGGUCAACGCGUCUCGAUUGGCAAUCUUCGUCUCGUUGGGCGCAUCAAAGGCUCAAACACUGUACGACAUGUUUGUCGAUCACAAACCACUGCCGGCCUCAUUGGUGGCGCCGCCGUCUGGCCGAGUGGUCUGGUUAGUUGACGACGCCAGUGCCCGUCUGUUACCGCCGUCAGUGCUUUCAACUACCGUCGGUUAAAUCAAUAUUGUGUUUGUAUAAAGUAAUGGUUCGAUGAUUGACUUCGGCAUUAAUUAUAAAAUCUAAAAUAUAUUUUUUUA
This is a messenger RNA of Oppia nitens, 935 nucleotides long. RefSeq names its product 6-phosphogluconolactonase-like. The transcript has 3 exons. Bases 4 to 855 code for a protein of 283 amino acids. NCBI's taxonomy places the organism in Eukaryota, Metazoa, Arthropoda, Arachnida, Sarcoptiformes, Oppiidae. Gene Ontology annotation, biological process: carbohydrate metabolic process; pentose-phosphate shunt. The record is from RefSeq and is a predicted model, not a curated record. Gene Ontology annotation, molecular function: 6-phosphogluconolactonase activity.